AUGGGCAGCGCGUACAGACGGAGCCGGAGCUGGAACGAGAGCAUCAGCAGCUUUCAUUCCUCAACGUACUACAGCGACAUUCCUGGCGAAGACGACGAGUAUUCACUUUUUGGACGACGAUACUGCAGGACACACGACAAGUGUGCAGGUCCUCAUCGGCCUGCAAACAAGUCGGACUACGUCUGCCGUAAUCACGAUCUGCGGUGGGACAACCUUGACGAUGGCUGCCUCGGAGAAAGAAAUCGGCACGGGGGCGACUGCUGCCGCGUCGAUUGCAACAGUGGGAACUCCUCAAGACCGACAAAAGACAGACAAAAGACCUUCCUGCCUUCUGAGGCCGACGUGCGCCAAAAAGUUCCUCUACCGAGACGCCCGAGACACCAUCACCAUCAUCAUCAUCACCGUCAUCGACACCACACGAGACCAGACGGCUCUCCUGGAGGCUGUUCACGGGAGGGCACGAGAAAAACACACACAUGCUCCCGACACUAUAAAAACAACGAACCCUUACAAGUACGAGAACAUUUAGAAGACAGGCCAAGAGUGCCUAGCCGUGAACCUAGCCUCCAGUCAAGCCGACAACCGAGUCGCCAACCAAGCAGACAACACAGUGGCCAACCAAACCGGGAACAAAGCAGACAACACAGCGAGACACAAAGCCGUCAACCAAGUCGUCAAACCAGUCGUGUACCGAGUUGUCAACCCAGUCGUUCACCGAGUUGUCAGCCUAGUCGUUCACCGAGUUGUCAGCCUAGUCGUUCACCGAGUCGUCAACCUAGUCGUUCACCGACUCGUCAACCUAGUCGUUCGCCGAGUCGUCAACCUAGUCGUUCACCGAGUCGUCAGCUGAGCCGUCAACCUAGUCCGCAAAAAAGCCACAAGCACAGCCACCAGCCAAGGGGGCAGAGAAGUCGUGAGUCGAGCCGCUCAUCGAGUCGCCAGCCCAGCCGCCAAAAAACUCCUGAAGGCCCAGUCGCACAGUGCAGCAUGACCCUUGGUCACCAGCGUAGCUGCGAGCAUCGGGACACCUUCGGUGCGCCGGACCCCUGUGGGGAAAGUAGUAAUCGGAACAGCACGGGCGAUAGCAGACAAGUCAGUUUGCAAGAGAGCCGAGUCUUCAGCAACCCGGACGUCAGAGAAAACUUGCCCGUCUCCUGCAUUCCCACAGCCCAUGUAAGCAGGGCGCCUAGCGACCAACACGGGACCUCUGUGGCGUCGAAGCACCAUCACCCAGCACCGGCCAAGCCAGGUACGCUGCUAGACCCUACGUACAAGCCUGGAAGCCGAAUGCCUAGCAGAGCAGGCAGCUGUGUCACGAGUCGGACCCCCAGCCGCCAACAGAGCAGAAACGCCACUCCCGUGGCCAGUCCCACAGUUCGCAGUCCCUCGCGCAGCGUGCAGUCCAGCCGCCAACCAAGCCGCCAGGCAAGCAGGCACUCAAGCGACGGGGCUAACUCAAACUCCAUGGUUGACCUCAGCGGACAGCCAACAUGCCAGCCAUUUGGAGAGUUAAACUUGGGUACGAGCAGGCAAGCUAGCCGCGAACUCAGCAGACCCCCAAGUCGACAGGUCAAUCACGCCUGUGGCAGUCGCCAACCCAGCCAGCAGCUCGGUACGGAACCAGGACACCAGUCGCUGUACGAAGAAGGGGCACGAUACGAGAGCAACUACAACUUGAGUCACUCACACAGCCAGGUUGAUGGAAGUGGCCCAGACGGCAUCCUCCGAGACAGCCGCCUCCCGAGCCGCAAUUUAAGCCAUCAAACCAACCUGGAGGAAAGAGGCCAGGUCAGCCAGCAUCCCAGUCGGCAACAGAGCCGCCAACCAUCCAGACAAAGAAGCCGAGAACCGAGUCGCAAACCAAGUCGCCAAAUCAGCAGAGCGGCGAGCGGUCCUCUAUGUCAACAGCCUAGUCGAGAACCAAGUCGCCAGAUCACCAACCAACUCUCGUAUCGACGAACGGCAAGCACAGCGCCCGUCGAGGAACACGACCCACGCAGACACGCGUCCCGCCAGAUCAGCAGCAACAGACAGUACGAGCCGAAUACGGAGGUGGACUACAUUGCUAGUCGGCAAGGCAGUCGCCAGCCGAGUCGGCAGCCCAGCCGCCAGCCGAGUCGCCAGCCCAGCCGCCAGCCCAGUCGCCAGCCCAGCCGCCAGCCUAGCAGGCAGCCAUCGUACCAACCGAUAACGAGCACCGAGCCCCUCGAGGAAUAUGUGUCAAGCAGACAAGCCUCCCGCCAGCUCAGCGGCUAUAGGCAGUACGAGCCGAAUACGGAGGUGGACUACAUUGCUAGUUGGCAAGGCAGUCGCCAGCCCAGUCGGCAGCCCAGCCGCCAGCCCAGCCACCAGCCCAGUCGCCAGCCCAGCCGCCAGCCCAGUCGCCAGCCUAGCAGGCAGCCAUCGUACCAACCGAUAACGAGCACCGAGCCCCUCGAGGAAUAUGUGUCAAGCAGACAAGCCUCCCGCCAGCUCAGCGGCUAUAGGCAGUACGAGCCGAACACGGAGGUGGACUACAUUGCUAGUUGGCAAGGCAGUCGCCAGCCGAGUCGGCAGCCUAGCCGCCAGCCGAGUCGCCAGCCCAGCCGCCAGCCGAGUCGCCAGCCCAGCAGGCAGCCAUCGCACCAACCGAUAACGAGCACCGAGCCCCUCGAGGAAGAUGUGUCAAGCAGACAAGCCUCCCGCCAGCUCAGCGGCUACAGGCAGUACGAGCCGAAUACGGAGGUGGACUACAUUGCUAGUUGGCAAGGCAGUCGCCAGCCGAGUCGGCAGCCUAGCCGCCAGCCGAGUCGCCAGCCCAGCCGCCAGCCCAGCCGCCAGCCCAGUCGCCAGCCCAGCCGCCAGCCCAGUCGCCAGCCCAGUCGCCAGCCUAGCAGGCAGCCUUCGUACCAACCGAUAACGAGCACCGAGCCCCUCGAGGAAUAUGUGUCAAGCAGACAAGCCACCCGCCAGCUCAGCGGCUACAGGCAGUACGAGCCGAAUACGGAGGUGGACUACAUUGCUAGUUGGCAAGGCAGUCGCCAGCCGAGUCGGCAGCCCAGCCGCCAGCCCAGUCGCCAGCCCAGCAGGCAGCCGUCGUACCAACCGAUAACGAGCACCGAGCCCCUCGAGGAAUAUGUGUCAAGCAGACAAGCCUCCCGCCAGCUCAGCGGCUACAGGCAGUACGAGCCGAAUACGGAGGUGGACUACAUUGCUAGUUGGCAAGGCAGUCGCCAGCCCAGUCGCCAGCCCAGCCGCCAGCCCAGUCGCCAGCCCAGCAGGCAGCCGUCGUACCAACCGAUAACGAGCACCGAGCCCCUCGAGGAAUAUGUGUCAAGCAGACAAGCCUCCCGCCAGCUCAGCGGCUAUAGGCAGUACGAGCCGAAUACGGAGGUGGACUACAUUGCUAGUCGGCAAGGCAGUCGCCAGCCGAGUCGGCAGCCCAGCCGCCAGCCGAGUCGCCAGCCCAGUCGCCAGCCCAGCAGGCAGCCAUCGUACCAACCGAUAACGAGCACCGAGCCCCUCGAGGAAUAUGUGUCAAGCAGACAAGCCUCCCGCCAGCUCAGCGGCUACAGGCAGUACGAGCCUAACACGGAGGUGGACUACAUUGCUAGUUGGCAAGGCAGUCGCCAGCCGAGUCGGCAGCCCAGCCGCCAGCCCAGUCGCCAGCCUAGCAGGCAGCCUUCGUACCAACCGAUAACGAGCACCGAGCCCCUCGAGGAAUAUGUGUCAAGCAGACAAGCCUCCCGCCAGCUCAGCGGCUAUAGGCAGUACGAGCCGAAUACGGAGGUGGACUACAUUGCUAGUUGGCAAGGCAGUCGCCAGCCGAGUCGGCAGCCCAGCCGCCAGCCGAGUCGCCAGCCCAGCCGCCAGCCCAGCAGGCAGCCGUCGUACCAACCGAUAACGAGCACCGAGCCCCUCGAGGAAUAUGUGUCAAGCAGACAAGCCUCCCGCCAGCUCAGCGGCUACAGGCAGUACGAGCCGAAUACGGAGGGGGACUACAUUGCUAGUUGGCAAGGCAGUCGCCAGCCGAGUCGGCAGCCCAGCCGCCAGCCCAGCCACCAGCCCAGUCGCCAGCCCAGCCGCCAGCCCAGUCGCCAGCCUAGCAGGCAGCCAUCGUACCAACCGAUAACGAGCACCGAGCCCCUCGAGGAAUAUGUGUCAAGCAGACAAGCCUCCCGCCAGCUCAGCGGCUAUAGGCAGUACGAGCCGAACACGGAGGUGGACUACAUUGCUAGUUGGCAAGGCAGUCGCCAGCCGAGUCGGCAGCCCAGCCGCCAGCCGAGUCGCCAGCCGAGUCGCCAGCCGAGUCGGCAGCCUAGCAGGCAGCCAUCGUACCAACCGAUAACGAGCACCGAGCCCCUCGAGGAAUAUGUGUCAAGCAGACAAGCCUCCCGCCAGCUCAGCGGCUAUAGGCAGUACGAGCCGAAUACGGAGGUGGACUACAUUGCUAGUCGGCGAGGCAGCCGCGAGUCCAGUCGCCACCGUAGCUGCCAUCGUAGUUGUGCGAAUAAUGGGGUGUGCGUGGAAGGGCAUUCGGCGCUCUGCAGGGGUGAGCGGGAUCUUGGUUCCAAACUCCAGGCGUCUCCGCAGCGGAGUUUCGCAUGCUGUAGUCCAGGAUGCAAGGCACGGCGUGCAGGCGGUUUUCCCUCACACCACACAGGCGGUGUUUCCUAUGUCGUUCCCAGCCACCAUGCCAGUCAGCAGGCAGGUUACCAGUCGUCUCACCGGUUUGGCAGUGCCUUUGAUUAUACGGCUAGAGAGCAGGCGCAACGGCAACCGAGCCAUCAGCUUCGUUCGACGAAUGGGUAUGUUGCAGCCGACUGCCCAGACUUGCACCAAAAUAGUCAACUUUCUCGGCCACAGAGUAGGUUACUCUCGAGUCGUCAGUCCAGCAGAGACACAAAGUGGCAGCAGUCGAAUCAACACACGAGCAGCCGCCAAGAGCGGCCGUCUCGAUACGGGAGUCAGAAAGAACAGGGCCUGCACAGUCGACAAGGGAGCCAGAGGUCGCGGCAAAUUAGGGCGCAGGCAAGUGACAGCGUGGCAGAGCACGUGUGGCACAACAGCAGCCGCCAACUAAGCGACAGGACUCCCAGUCACUUGCGAUCCUCAAGCUGCGGAUCGCCUGAAGGUGCAUGCGUAUCUGGAGAUUUGCAAGCGCGUCGUCUGAGCCAUCAGCGGAGUUUCUCUGCCGACCCUGCCGAGCCAAUCGACAGGGGCGCUGAGUCUUCUCGAAUAAGCAGGGGUGACGGCAGUCUCACUGGCUACAUACCCCACGAUGACCGUCGACUUCCAGAGAGUCAUCAGCCGUCCAACUCUUGGCUACCCUUCAGUCAGCAAGGAAGCCGCCAAGGUAGUGACCAGCCUGCCCAGUACAGCAGUACAAUUGUAAGCAACACAAUUAGGCAACCUUCGUCACAGUCUAAAUGCACCAGGUCACGUGAACACACAGAGUACGACGGGCCUCAUAAUCCGCAGGGGCUCAGCCAGAAUCGGUUAACGCAUUCCUCUAGGGUCUUGGAAAUGGGAAGUCGGAGAGAUGAGGACCAACCGCCAUACCAUCGGAGCUUUGGGGGAGGCCAGAGGGGUGAAAGCGGCAUGAUCUCUGGUGACAACGAUCGGUGGUGGACUUCUUCAGAUGGUUCCUUUUCCCGCGGCUGCAUCCAAAAUGGCAAUAUUUCAGAUGGCAGGAGCAGGGGAAGUUCAUACGGACACGACAGAACUCAGAGCAAAGACUCUAGCAGCCUGGAAGGCCUUCUGCCGGACAUCGACUGGGAAGACCCACCGUCGAAAACCCCAAGCCUCGGAGAGUCCCAGAAGCUGCCCUCGAGUCGUGGACCUGCUGUCGCGCCGAGCAUUGUUCCAACCACGAUGCUCCUUCCAGAAAAACAACUUAGUAGGCUUCCAAGCCGACAGGAUGUCGAAAAAACGCGUGCCAUCUCCGGAAGCCCUGCUAUCAGUGUGGCAUACAGUGGUGGUGUACAGGGCAUCCCAAGCAGGGAAGCCAGCAGGCAGCCAGGCUCCUCUACCCUGAGUAGGCAAGGAAGCCGCAUACCAACGCUGGAUCCCAGCAGAGGAAUGUCGUCUGCUCUGGGAAGCAGACAGCCCAUCCAUCAGUCAGCAGCGGCAAAUUCGAGUUAUCUGCAGCACGCUCCCUCCUCAAACCGCAGACAGCCUAGCGGACAACAAAUGCCCUCAUCGAGUUAUCAGUCGAGCCAAUAUCACUCGCAGAUGCCUCCACGUGGAAUGGAGAAUUACCAGCCGUCACCGAACCGAAGCAGACUUCAAAGCAAUCUUGCAGGCCGGGAGCGCUCGAGUCGGGAGCCUAGCCGCGAAUGCAGUCAGCCGUCAAAGGUGCCGAGUAGACUGACAAGUCAGCCAGCGGAAAUUCGACCAUCCGGACAGAAUAGCGGUCGACCCGACACGGCAGCGAGCAGACAGGUUAGCGGGAGACCAAUCUCGCUUCAGCAAGAAGAAUGUAGACAGCGCAAUAGGCAAGCGAGAAGACAACCUAGUGGGCAGCCCGAACUUACACCCAGCUGGCAGGCAUCCAACGGGGACGAGGACGUCAUGUCCAGCAGACCGUUGAGCGUGCAGCCGAGUGUGCGUUCCGAGAGACAAUCUAGCUCCCAGUCACCCUAUCCUCGUGAAAAAGGAUUGUCGAGACGACAGCCCAGCAGGCAACCGAGCAGCCAGUCGAAUAUGCAACCGGUGAAACAGUCUACUUCCUACCGUCCUGAGAUGCCUAACAACAGACAAGAGUGCUACCAGUUUGGACUGUCACCGAAAAGCCGCGAGCCAAGCAUGCAGCCCCACCAGUGGACGGCAGCCUUGUCUAACCGGCAAUCGAGCUGUCAGCAACAGGUGGUAUCGAGCAAACAACGAAGCUACCAGGUGUCGAGGGUGACAAGUCAGCAACCAACAAGUCCCGUCAGCAGACACCCCGAUUACGCUCGCGACGUCAGCAGAGGACGAAGCAGGACACCCUCACAACAAAUUGUCGGUUGCCCCGAGGCGAACGGGGGCUCGCCUGGCGACUGCAGAGCGACAGGCGACGGGAGAACGAGAGCUGUGCCUCAGCGAGGGGCUCAAAACUCUCCGACAGCAAAAAAGAAUUUCUUGCUGCCUUCCUACCAGGGCGGACUCAAGCCGCAAAGAAGCUUCCAGAGGGGCGACCGCCACAUUCCUGGUGCUCUCCAGAGAACGAGUAGUGACAGGCAAGCUUACGGAACGGAACAGAAGGAAGUCUCUCCUCCACGUUCUGGACACGACAAUCCACACAGACAUGCGGGACCCACCAAAUCAUACUCAAGGCAACCAAGCCCGCAGCCUACUCACCAGACUAGUCGCCAGGCAAGUCGUCAAAUGGUUGAACAAGACAAUGGUUUCUACACUUACCCGCCUAGUCAGAAGGCUAGCAGGCAACACAAUAGAGGAGUGGACCACACGCCCUAUCAGGCUCCGGAGAGAGUUAGCCGGCAGCCCAGUCCUUGCGGGACUGAACGGAACGCGUACGACGGAAGCCGGCAACCCAGUUGGCGAGUCAGUCGCCAGGCAAGCAGACAAUACAGUGGACGACCAGGAGGUGUUGGGCGCAACUUUGUCUGCUGCGAACACUCAAAUGGAAACCUGGAGCGACAGACGAGUUUCAUCCGAGAGGACGCUGUGAUGCUUGAAGCUGCUCGGCAGUUGUCAAAGAAACUGCAAGACCUCCACGGAGAGGCUGUUAUGCCCGAAAGCGGAGAUGGCACGUGCAGACAGAAGGGAGACGCCAUCCAGGACAACCCCGCAAACCCAGAGAAUGUCAUGAAGUUCAUCCGUUCGUUCCGCCGAUCUUCCACUGAUCCUGCUUCAGCUCAAGCAAUCCUGCCCCGUGCCAAGGGAGGAAAUCAGCUGUACGAUGCCCCAUUCGCCGGUCAGUCCCGGCGGACGGACACCAACGUGUCGCUGACAGAGGAGGAAGAGGAGAUGGUGCAAGAAAUCGUGGAGCAGGUUAUCAAGUAUCUCAAAAAAAAAGUGAGUUGA
Toxoplasma gondii ME49 is the source of this 8007-nucleotide messenger RNA. RefSeq lists its product as hypothetical. Lineage: Eukaryota; Apicomplexa; Conoidasida; Eucoccidiorida; Sarcocystidae. The record is from RefSeq and is a predicted model, not a curated record. The coding region runs from base 1 to 8007 and encodes 2668 amino acids. The transcript has 3 exons.